ACAGGUCCUCUUACAGAUAUGAAUCAUCCAUUUCAUUUACAUGGUUAUAGUUUCUGCGUAAUGUAUGCUGGUCAAUUUAACAACGCACGUAAUAAAGAUGAUAUAACAAAUGAAGAUGUAGCCCAAGAAAUAAAUGCUCACAUGAAUCGCUUGCAAAGUGGUUAUUAUCAAAAUUGUGCUCCUAAAGAUACUGUAAUCGUACCAAAUACUGGUUUUGUCAUCAUACGAUUUAAAGCAGAUAAUCCAGGCAGAGACGCUGUGCAGCUGUAAGGAUCUGUCAGUGCAUGUUUAACAGCCGGUAAAAGUUGACGAAGAUUGUGACUCCAGGUCACAUUAAUCCCUGUGUGACAAAGACGUUGCUUUUAAUCAUGAUUGAAAAUCGUUUUCUGUGCAAAAUUUAU
This is a messenger RNA of Wasmannia auropunctata (little fire ant), 401 nucleotides long. Its product is annotated as laccase-3-like. The coding region runs from base 19 to 270 and encodes 83 amino acids. Gene Ontology annotation, molecular function: copper ion binding; oxidoreductase activity. NCBI's taxonomy places the organism in Eukaryota, Metazoa, Arthropoda, Insecta, Hymenoptera, Formicidae. The record is from RefSeq and is a predicted model, not a curated record. The transcript is spliced from 2 exons.